Molecule: messenger RNA, 6789 nt
Organism: Hydra vulgaris (swiftwater hydra)
Lineage: Eukaryota; Metazoa; Cnidaria; Hydrozoa; Anthoathecata; Hydridae
Product: ATP-binding cassette sub-family A member 2
Biological process (GO): lipid transport; transmembrane transport
Cellular component (GO): membrane; intracellular membrane-bounded organelle
Molecular function (GO): ATP hydrolysis activity; ATP binding; lipid carrier activity
Source: RefSeq, a predicted model, not a curated record
CAGCUCAAAAACUGUCUAUAAGAUGUAUCUUUAAAAAAUUAUACAUAUUUAUAAACUAUAUUAGUCUAACAUCAGCUCUUUAUCAUAAUAUUGCAAAUAAUUAAAGAUUAAAAUUCGACUGUUCACCGUUGCUGGAAAGAUUUAGAAACUUGCAAAAAAUGCGUCUUUUCUGGUCAAAGGUUCGCUUGAUAAUAUGGAAAAACUUUAUUAUAAGAAGAAGAUCAUUGUUUCGUAACAUAGUUGAAAUUUUAUGGCCUCUUACAAUUUUUUUGAUACUACUCGUUACUCGCAUAGCAAAUCCUGAGGUGUUUGAGCCAAGUGACGUUAAAGGAAACGUUUAUUUCUUUCCGAGAGCACUUCCGUCAGCUGGCAUGCUACCUUUUAUCCAAUCACUGUUUUGCCAUUACAACACUUAUAAAGUUUUUAACAAACCUCAAAAGAUACCAAGCUUUACUCAUUCAAAUUUAUACAAACUUGUUCAAAAUAUUGAGCCUAUUAUUACAAAUGCAUCAGUUUUACAGAAGAUUCAAGAAGCUUUACAGAGCGACCAGAAGCUCCAUAUGCUUUAUGCCAAUAUUACACUGGCUUACAAUAAUAUUCUUAAUGAUUUUACUAAUGACGAAGUAGUAAAAUUAUUUCUGAGUUCACUUCAAAGAAAUGAGAAGAUAGAUUUACACAGUCAACUUGAAAAUUACACUAUUAAUGCUUUACUACAAAGUAAAGUUAAGAUAAAAGAGUUAGGUUUGCAAUACUUUAAUUGGAACAAAGACGAAAAUCGUGAAAAGGAAUCAAAAACCUUUUUUUGCUCCAUAGCUAACUUGUUAAUUUUUCCAAGUUCUUUGAAUAAGAGUAUGAUAACAUCAGACAUCUGUAAGAACUAUAAACAACUAUCAAACACAAUUCAGCUUCUGAAGAAAAAUAAUAGUUUUAUAGCAGCAUUAAUGAAUUUAUCCUUUGUACAAGAUAUCGAAACCACAAUUCUAAAGUUAAGUUACGAAAUUAACCAAGAAUUUUUUCAUUUUCAGGGUAUAUACUCAAGAUUUUUACAUGAGUAUGAGAAAAUUUUUAAUCCAGCCAUUGAAUUUGUAAAUAAUUGGCAUGACAAUCUUUAUUUAAAAUCUUUGAUGUGUAAUGAGAAAUAUACAACUUCAUCUGAAGAGGAAAAAAUUUUAUAUAAAGAGCCUCAUAUGAAACCUUUGGGAAGAGAUUAUGACAAAUCUGUUUGCAAAGUCAAAUUGAAAAGUUUUAUUGAAAGUCUCAAAGUAACAAAUGGCAAUACAGCAAUAGUUGAAUUUUUAAUAUCAUUAUUAAAUGGAAAAAUUUUGUAUACACCAAAUAAUCAAAAAACAAAACUAGUAAUUCAAAGAAUUUCCUCGAUUUUCAGCUAUUUUGCACUGAAACCCAAUAUUAAAGACUUGUUCAAAACUAUACUGAAAGUUGCAAAAGAAAUUUCACCCAUUGAACACAAAAUAUUGAGAGAGAAUGAUUUUAAAAGUUUUAUGGAAAAUUUACUCAGAAACAAGUUUUUGUAUAAUUUAACUAAUCAAAAGCAAUUUGAAAGUUUGUCUAAUGAAAUAUUGAACGCUUCAAAAUCAUCAGAAACAUUUAAAUCAAAAAUUAAGAUCUUUAGCUCCAAUUUGCAAUUGGCAGUUGAAUACUAUGAAAAUCUUGAAAACAUUUUCGAUUGUUACAAUUUAUCAAAUUACUUUGUUUCUUUUGAAAAUGAAGAAGAGUUGGUUAAAUAUUCAAGCAAAUCAUCCAAUAUAUUUCCUAGUAUUGUAUUCUUAAAUCUAUUUGAUGGUGAAGUUUUUCCAAAAAAAGUUGAAUACAAGCUUCGUUUUAAUCCUACUUUUACACCUUCUACAUUGAAAGUAAAAAGCAAUUACUGGAUACCUGGUCCAAACCCAAUACGUCCAAAUCGGUUUUUGCAAUAUGAAUACAUUAGUAAUGGUUUUGUUUUUUUGCAAGACAUUAUCGACCGUGUACUUACAGAAUUAAUAACAAAUAAGACUAUAACUCAGCCAGGCAUUUAUGCUCAACAGUUUCCUUAUCCUCGUUACAUUAUAGACUCGUUUUAUGAUUUGGCAAUGACAAUGCCUUUAUGCAUUACACUUUCUUGGUUAUAUACAUUUUCAAUGAUAGUUAAAAGUAUAGUGCAUGAAAAAGAAUCAAAACUAAAAGAAGUAAUGAAGGUUAUGGGACUAACUGAUUCUAUUCAUUGGACAGCAUGGUUUAUCACAACUUUAAUUUGCAUUACUUUUUCUGCGUUUGCCCUUACCUUUCUAUUAAAAUUUGGAAGAAUCCUUAGCCAUUCUGAUGUAUCUCUCAUUAUAUUUAUUACAAUGAUUUAUGCUAUUUCCAUUAUAUCAAUGGCUUUUUUUGUUAGCAUAUUUUUUUCAAAGACAAAUAUGGCUGCUGCAUGUGGUGGUUUAUUUUAUUUCUUCACCUUUACUCCUUUUGUUUUUUGUGGAUAUAUGUCUGUUGGUGACACAUCAUUUAUUAAGCUUGGUUUGAUGUCUUUGUUUCCCACUUCUGCCUUUGCUCUUGGUUUUAAAUAUAUAUUUAUACAAGAAGACCAGAGUAUUGGUGCUCAAUGGUCAAACUAUUAUUCAAGCCCAUUUCUAAAUGAUACUUUUAAUAUUGGAUGGGUUGUAAAUUUCAUGGUUUUUGAUUUUUUUUUGUAUUCCACAUUAACCAUAUACUUUUUGCAAGUUUUACCAGGAGAGGGAGGAAAGCCUUGGUAUUUUUGUUUUACUAAAUCUUUCUGGUAUCAUAAUUAUACUGAGAUAAAUAAGAAACCUUUUGCAUUAAAAGGCUACGUUAAAAUAAAGAAUUUACCAGAUACAAAUUUGGAUUGCCUUGAAAAUGAAGUUUUCAAGGUAAAUCCUAAAACUUCAGAGAAUUUUGAGGUGGAACCUUAUGAAUUAAAUGUUGGAAUUGAUAUUGUUGACCUUGUUAAGAUCUAUCAACCUUUAAAUAAAUGUGCAGUCAACAAUGUCAGUUUAAAGAUUUAUGAAAACCAAGUAUCAGUUUUACUUGGUCACAAUGGAGCUGGUAAAUCAUCUAUUAUGUCUAUACUAACAGGAGUUUUGCAGCCAACAUCUGGAACAGCUUUUAUAAAUAAUACUAAUAUUUGUACAAACAUUAAAAAAGCCCUCAAGGGUCUGGGCUGGUGUCCACAAAAUAAUGUUUUGUUUGACAAACUAACAGUGGAAGAGCAUAUUUUAUUUUAUGGAGAGUUAAAAGGAUUAGCAAAGCAGAAAAUUUGUUCAGAAGCAGAAAGAUUUUUAACUGAUGUUGGUCUUGAAAAGAAGCGUAAUGAGCUUUCAUGUAACUUAUCUGGUGGUAUGAAAAGAAAACUUUCGAUAGCAUUAGCAUUUAUAGGAAAAUCAAAAGUUAUUAUUCUUGAUGAGCCAACAUCAGGUGUUGACCCUUUUGCAAGAAGAGGGAUCUGGGAUCUCAUAUUAAAGUAUAAAGCUGGUCGAACAAUUCUUCUUUCAACCCAUUAUAUGGAUGAAGCUGAUGCUCUUGGAGAUCGAAUAAGUAUUUUAUCAAAUGGUAAAGUUAAAUGUAGUGGCUCCUCGUUGUUUUUAAAGCAACAUUUUACAAAAGGUUAUCGUUUAACUAUUUUAUUAGAUGAUAGUAAAAAUAAUUUGCAAUCUUCAAAUGAGCUAUUAAAUUUUGUUUCCUCAUUUGUUAAUGGUGCUACUCUUGAAAAAGUUUCCAACUUUGAGUUAACAUUCAGCUUGCCAUCUGAAGCAAAAUCAAGUGGGGGGUUUGAAAACCUGUUUAUUCAUCUAGAAGAAUCAAAGAAUUUACUUGGAAUUCAAAGUUAUGGUCUUGCUGAUUCAUCUAUUGAAGAGGUGUUUUUAAAUGCUUGCUAUGAUGAAAGUCUUAAACCAGAAAAAACAACAGCUAGCUCUGAUGUUAUGGAACCCUUUAAGAUGUCUGAUGACAAGCAUAGCUUUUUAAAUAGACAUGCAAAGUCUUCUAAGCAUCAAUUUAUUAAAAAGCAUCAAAUCAAAUGUGCAUUGUGGAUUAAACAGUAUCAAGCUCUUCUUACUAAGCGGUUCUAUCAUUCAACAAGGAAUGUAAAGGGUGCCAUUUCUGAAAUUCUACUUCCUACAAUAUUUGUUGUUGUAGCAAUAUGUAUUACACUAAUCCAGCCCUGGGAUUCAUUCAAACCAUCAUUAAAGUUAUCAACUGAGAUGUUUUCGAAACCAAAUUACAUUGUUAUUGACACCAAAAAUAGUAACAGAUACUUUGAUAGUAUUAUAAAAUCAUUUGUUGAAUAUCCUGGACAAGAUGGAAAUAACUCAUACUUUGUAAACUUUACAUCUAAUCAAUAUGGAAUAUCAUCUAGUAUUACAAAGAAUAAUAGGGUGAUAAAAUCAGCAACAUCAACAUAUUGCACAGACACAGAAAGAAAAUGUGAUAAUCUAACUUUUUUGAAUAUUGGAACUGGUGAUACAAUCGUUAAUAUAACUGGUUACAGCAUGAAUGAUUAUUUGAUUUCUACUAUGCCUAAGUUCAUAAAUCAUAGAUUUGGAGGGUUAUCUUUUGAGGAAAUAAAGGAUUAUCCAUGCAGUUCACUAUUGAAUAUUACUUGUGAGAAUAUUUUUCACAUUCCUCAAAACAUCAUUAAGGUGUGGUACAAUUUGAAAGGCUAUCAUGCUCUUCCAGUAUAUUUAAAUUCCAUUAAUAAUGCUAUUCUGCGAGCCAACAUUCCUGCAUCUGAUGAUCCUUCACAAUAUGGGAUCAUUACAUAUAAUCAUCCCAUAAAUUUAAAAAUCUUUUCAAAUCAAGAAAUUUUAUCAAAAUCAAUAAUAACUUUGCUUGUACCAUUAUUUGUAAUCGUAGCAACAUCAUUUGUUCCAGCAAGUUUUCUUGUUUACUUAGUGGAAGAUCGUGCAAGCAAGUUUAAACACCUGCAGAUUAUAAAUGGAUUGAAUCCUGUUAUAUAUUGGAUAGCUAAUUUUACAUGGGACAUGAUAAGUUUUUUGUUGCCUGUUGUUUGUGCUCUGGCUGUUUUUUUUAUUUUCGAUCAAAAAGCUUAUAUUUCGUCACAGAACUUACCAGCUACAUUACUCUUAUUUAUUUUGUACGGGUGGUCUAUUAUACCAAUGAUGUAUCCAAUGUCGUUUGUGUUUAAUGUACCAAGCAAUGCAUACAUUGUGAUGAUAAUUGCAAACUUAUUUAUUGGUGUAAUUGGAACUAUUGCAACAUUUAUAUUUGAUAUUAUUGAUACUGAGAUAACACUUAUUAUCAAUCAAUAUUUUAAAAAUAUUCUAUUGAUAUUUCCUAAUUAUUGUCUGGGAAGAGGUAUUAUGGAUCUAGGCAUAAAUGAAAAUACAGCUGAGUUGGAAAAAUCGUUUGGUAUAAAUUCUUUCAGAGAUCCAUUUUCAUGGGACAUAACUGGGCGAAAUUUAAUUGCAAUGAGUAUAACUGGUGUUAUUUAUCUUAUGUUUACAUUAUUGUGUCAAUUCAAUUUUUUUACAAAACCUUGGACCUACAAUGUCAAAAUAGAUUCUCUGCGAUCAGAUAUAAAUGAUGAUGUUAUGAAAGAAGAAAUGCGUGUCACUAAAGAAGGAAGUUUAGGAAAAUGUUUUGCGUUAAGAACUUCACAUCUUUCUAAGAUAUACAAAGGGAGAAAAAACUUGAAAACUCUUGCUGUCAACCAAAUAUCUUUUGGUGUUGAACAUGGAGAGUGUUUUGGUUUACUUGGUGUAAAUGGAGCAGGAAAGUCAAGCACAUUUAAUAUGCUUACUGGAGACACUCCCAUAACAGAUGGUGAUGCAUUUGUUGAUAAUUAUAGUAUUCGAAAUAACUUGGCAGAUGUAUAUCAUACUAUCGGAUAUUGUCCUCAAACUGAUGCUUUUGAUGAGCUGCUUACUGCUAAAGAAUUAUUUAUUUACUUUUCUCGACUUCGUGGGUUUAAUAAAUCACAAAGCAAAAAAAUAGCAAAUUGGGCACUUAAUAAAUUGGGGUUGUUUGAGUAUAAAAACCAAAAAUGUUGUGAAUACAGUGGAGGAAACAAGAGAAAGGUUUCAACUGGACUUGCACUUAUUGGAUCGCCAUCUUUAAUUUUUUUAGAUGAACCAACAACUGGUAUGGAUCCAGGGUCAAGAAGAUUUUUAUGGGAUGUAAUUAUUUCUUUAAUAAAUAAUGGAAAGUCUGUUGUACUCACAUCUCAUAGCAUGGAAGAAUGUGAAACCCUGUGUUCUAGAAUUGCUAUCAUGGUGAAUGGUGAGUUUAAAUGCUUGGGUACCCCUCAACAUCUUAAAAACAAAUAUGGUUUAGAAUACAUCAUUUUAAUUCGCUGCAGUUCCCAUUUAUUUGUUGAUGUUGAAGAUUUUAUGAAAUCAAACCUACUGGAUGCAAAACUAAAAUUUUGUCGACAUAAUGUUAUGGAGUAUUGCUAUCCAAGCUGUGGUAUAAAUUUGUCUCAGUUGUUUAACAAAUUAGAGUUGCUCAAAAAAACACUAUUUAUUGAUGAAUACUCGCUUUCACAAAGUACUCUUGAUCAGGUAUUUGUUAACUUCGCUCGAUCACAAGUUGAACUUACGGAUUAUGAUAAAAAAGUGUUCUCUGUGUCCUUAAAUAUAAACGACGACGAUGAUGAUUUUCAAAACGGAGUUAUAAAUGAAAAAUCUAGCUUUUUGGUUUAAAAUCAUUGUAGAUUUUUGUGUCAUUACUUCUCGUUAUUUAUUAAGAUUUAUUGCUACAAACAACUUUACUUAAGAGUUAAAAUAUUUUUUAUUUAAAAAUAAAGCAAUAUAUUUUAUUUUA